Molecule: messenger RNA, 965 nt
Organism: Pseudonaja textilis
Lineage: Eukaryota; Metazoa; Chordata; Lepidosauria; Squamata; Elapidae
Source: RefSeq, a predicted model, not a curated record
UGCAAGCCAGGAUAUACUCCACAGAGGAAGGAAGGAAGAGGGAGAGACAGCGGUAGGACCAACAGGGAUCCGUCCUGUGAACCCAGAAAUGGUGCCGUGAAGGAAGAGGCCCUUGGAGACCCCCAGAGUCCCUGGAGCCCUGUGGAGCUGCUCUGCCAGAGAGAGGAAGGAUGGAGACGCCCCCUUUGGCCAAGGAGGGGAGUGGAAAAGUCCCCGCGGUUCUUCAGCCUGGGAGCUGUGAGGAGUGUUGGACCAAAACCGGGCAGAAGGUCCUGCAGGAGGGAACCAUCCUUUGUUCAGAAGUUCUGCCCUGGACCUCCAUCCAAUACCGGGAGGCUGAGGGUCCCCGAGGACUUUGCAGCCGACUCCAUGACUUGUGCAGGCGAUGGCUGAGGCCAGGAAAGCACAGCAAAGCCCAGAUGCUGGACCUGGUGGUUCUGGAGCGGCUCUUGGCUUUCCUGCCCCCAGAGAUGGAGGACUGGGUGCGGGAGUGUGGAGCAGAGAGCAGCUCCCAGGCGGUGGCCCUGGCGGAAGGCUUCCUCCUGAGCCAGGCGGAGGAGCAGAAGGAGCAGCUCCAGUGGCAGAAGUGCUGCAGUGUGGAGAUCAGAGAUCCUGAGGGAAAGAAGAACCCAUCAAAUCCCCCUCAGGAGCUAUUUUUCAGGAGGAUCCCUUGGGAAGACCAAAGUCAGGACACCUCCGGAGAGAAACAAAGAAUGAAGCUUCCUGGUUUUUAUGUGGGAGAUCAAACAGCGGUUGAACCUCCAAAUCAAGUUCUCCUCCAACUUGUAGUUUAGAAGAAGCAAUUUUUAAAAAGUCCUUCAAGAAAUAGGAAUAAACGUAUCACAGUGGCAGGAACUGCUAGAGACCCUUUUCUGGUUAUUCUUUGACUUGGAAUUGUGCAAGGCUAAUGAAAAAUAAAUAGUCACAGUGCCACAUUACCAUUUUUUAAAAGCCUUAUUUAUAAC